Molecule: messenger RNA, 3989 nt
Organism: Aphanomyces astaci
Lineage: Eukaryota; Oomycota; Saprolegniomycetes; Saprolegniales; Verrucalvaceae
Exons: 1
Coding region: 1-3903 (1300 amino acids)
Biological process (GO): transmembrane transport
Cellular component (GO): membrane
Molecular function (GO): ATP binding; ATP hydrolysis activity; ABC-type transporter activity
Source: RefSeq, a predicted model, not a curated record
AUGGUGACCAUCAAGGAGAGUGCGUAUCAUGGGCUGCAGAGUCCACCCGUCGACGCCGACGUCAAGGCGGCGGUGGAUGGACAUCCGCGUGAGGCCGCAGGACUGUUCAGCGCGUCCACAUUCGGAUGGUGCAACGCGCUCAUCGCGCUCGGGAACACGCGGCAGCUGGCGCCGACGGACAUUUGGGGCCUUGAAGACAGCAACCGCGUGGGCCCUCUGCUUGACCGCUACCUACACGUGUACGAGACCAAGAACAAGGGUCUAUUGAAAGCGUUCUUCUCCAUCUACAAGUGGAAACUCGUAGCGAUCGCCAUCAUGCAAGCCAUCUCGACAGGUUGCACUUUGUUUGGACCGGCCUACGUGCUUCCCCAGGUGAUUCUGUCGGCGGCGACCCAGGACUGGACGCGCGGCGUGCUUCUGGUCGUUGCGCUGUACGCAGUUCAAAUGCUGUCGUCGUUCCUGGCGGUGCACAUGAACUUUCUGAACGCCGUGAUCGGCAUCCAAUUCACCGCGUGUCUGCGCUCAAUGCUGUUUGAAAAGGCGAUGAAACUGAGCCCCAAGUCGCGCAAAGCCAAGACCGCGGGGGACAUCGCCAACUUGUUCUCUGUGGACGUCCUCAACGUCAUGGCGCUGUCGACCAACCUCAACAUGGCGUGGAUCGUGCCUAUCGAAGUAGGUGUGACACUGUAUCUCAUCCAGCGCCAAGUGGGAUGGGCCAUCUGGAUCGGCUUCCUCGCACUGUUUGUGAUCCUGUUGAUCACGGGCGGCGUCGGCGCGUUCGCCGGCAAGGCGCAGCGCCUGAUCUUAUCCUCCAAGGAUGACCGGAUGAAAGUUAUAAACGAGCUAUUUGGAGCGAUUCAAAUCGUCAAGUUUAACGCAUGGGAAGACAAACUCGCGCAGAAAGUCGCCGAUUUGCGCGCCAAGGAGCUGGACGCGCUCUGGUUCCUCAUGAAGACCAUCCUCGUGCUGAUCACAAGCAUAAACACGACGCCAGUGCUCAUCACGGUCGUGGUGUUUGCCACGUACUCGAUCUGGAUGGGCCAGCUCUUGACUGUAUCAAUCGUGUUUACCACUGUCGCCCUAUUCACGAACCUCCAAGUAGCGUUCAUUGCCAUGCCCAUGGUAUUGGUGAGCACGAUCCAAGCGCUCGUGUCUGUCCGCCGCAUCGACGACGUCCUCGCCAUGGAAGAGGUACAUCUGGACAACAUCCUCCAUCCUCGUUUCCCCAUGGAUUGUGACCUCGCGAUUCAAAUCUCCAACGGAUCGUUUGGGUGGGAGAAGGAAUCCCCUCUGUUUACGAACCUCCAGUGGUCAGUCCGCCGAGGCGAGUUUGUCGUCGUGCAUGGAGCUGUGGGCAGCGGCAAGUCGUCGCUGUGCUCCAUCCUCCUUGGCGAAAUGGACAAAUAUGACGGCGCGGUCGUCGUGGCUGGCCGCGUGGCUUACUUUGGCCAGCAAUCGUGGAUUCAAAAUGCUUCGAUUCGACACAAUAUUGUGUUUGGAAGGCCAUACGAUCGCGUUCGGUACCGCCACGUACUAGACGCGUGUGGCCUCUUGAACGAUGUCGCAGGGUUUCCCGCCAAGGACCGGACCGAGAUCGGGCUCAAGGGCGUCAACUUAUCCGGAGGGCAGAAGGCGCGCGUGAGUCUGGCGCGGGCAUGUUAUGCGGAUGCAGACGUUUACAUCUUGGAUGCGCCGCUGGCGGCCGUGGACGCGAUCGUCGCCAAUGAAAUAUUCACCAAGUGUUUCCAGACCUUGCUAAAACACAAGACCAUCGUGCUUGUGACCCACAACCCUGACAUUGUCGCAUCUACCGCCAUCGACCGAUCCUUUCUGCUCCAAGAUGGACACUUGAUAGACACCACUCCUGCCAACCACGUCCGGAACCGUGUCGCAGACGAGUCGUCGUCCGUGGCGCCUCUGCGCGGCCGUCUGGGGAUCGGGGGCACCGACGAUGACAAUCUCGACGUUGUUGUGGUGCGCCGGCCCCACAACCUGCUCGUGACUCCGUCCGCCCAGUCACCGUACGUGUUCGAGCAUGCGGAUCCGCUGUCCGUGUUCACGCCCGCGGGGGCGGACGAAGCCCCGCACGGACACGAGGAGGGGGGGGCGCUGACGGUGGACGAGGAGCGCGCGGUGGGGCGGGUCUCCAAGGCCGUCGUGUGGUCGUACAUCCAAGCGAUCGGCGGAUGGCCAUCCGUGGUGAUCAUGCUGCUGGCCACCGCCGCCACGGAAGCCAUCCGAUUGAACGCCGACGUGUGGCUCACGGGAUGGACGAACCAGAGCAACUCGGCACUCCGGACAUCUGCCGAGAAAGCCGACUCCAACUACAACUUGACUGUGUACUCGGCGCUCGUGCUCGCGACGUGUGCGGCGACUGUGGUGCAGUUUGGGGUCGUGCUCGGGUUUGGGUUGCGGGCGUCGCGGGUGCUAUUUGAGCGGAUGCUGGCGGGGCUCAUAGCCGCCCCCAUGCGUUUCUUCGAUACAAAUCCCAUCGGCCGCAUCCUCAAUCGCUGCGGGGACGAUGUGUUCCAGUGCGAUAUUGCGAUUCCCAUGUCCUUCGCGCCCAUCUUGGCGUCAACGGCCACCGUGCUGGCGCGGCUAGGGCUCAGCCUCGCGGCAGUCCAGUGGAUGGGGCUGCUCCUCCCCCCCCUAGUGUACAUCUACGUCAAGCUCGGGGCGUACUUUAUCCUGCCGCUGCGAGAGCUGAACCGGAUCAAAAAGGUCACCAUGUCGCCCCUCCUUACGCUUGUGAGCGAAGGCGUGGACGGCGCCGUCGUGAUCCGGGCGUUCGGACUCAACUACCAGCGCCGAUUCUACCGCCUCCAUGACGUGGCAAUCGAGGACUUCUCCGCCGCGGCCUUUGCGCUGGCAUCCGUCAACCAAUGGUUUGCGCUGCGUGUAGCCUGUGUGUCGAAUUCGCUCGUGUUUGCGCUGCUCUUUGGCUGUGUGGUCAUGUCCAAAUCCAUCUCUCCGGGCAUCCUCGGGCUUGUGAUUUCGUACGGGUUUACAAUUCCAGGCAGUUUAGCACAGCUUGUCAACAUGUGGGCUGGCCUGGAGACGGCGCUCAUUGCUCCAGAACGUCUGCACGAAUACGCGGCUUUGCCCAGCGAAGGACUCCGACACGUGGGAGACGUGCCCAACUGGCCAUCCAACGGGCAACUCUCAUAUGACCAAGUGAGCUAUCGGUACAAAGAGAACGACCCGCUGGUCCUCCGAAAUGUAUCGUUUCAAGUCCAAGGGGGGGAAAAGAUUGGCAUCGUGGGGCGCACGGGGGCUGGCAAGUCGAGCUUGAUGAUGUCGCUGUUCCGGAUGAAUGACGUGGCAGCGGGAGCGAUCUCGAUUGACGGCGUGGACAUUUCGACCGUCGGGUUGCACCAACUGCGGUCUUCGCUGGCCAUAAUUCCGCAAAACCCGGUGCUCUUCAAAGGCUCCCUGCGCAACUACUUGGACCCGUUCGACGACUUUACCGACGACCAACUGUGGCGAGUGCUACAGAAGGUGCACCUCACCGACAGAAUCGUCGUCUCAGAUGCCAAACUCGAGCAAGAUGUGGACGAAAACGGAGAAAACUUCAGCGUGGGCGAGCGGCAGAUGCUGUGCAUGUCCCGCGCGCUGCUGCACAACGCCAAGAUCGUCGUGCUAGACGAAGCCACCGCCGCCAUCGACCACGCGACAGACCAGGUGCUGCAAAAAGUCAUCCGGGAAGAGUUUAUGCACUCGACGGUGCUCACGAUUGCCCAUCGAUUGGAUACAGUGCUCGACUACAAUCGCAUCUUUGUGUUGGAGCAAGGAGAACUGGUCCAGUGCGACACCCCCGCCGCACUCGCCGCGCUAGGAAGCGGUAUCUUCUUUGAUAUGAUCACCGAAGGCGGGUACGCCGACCGCCUCCACCUGACCAAGUAACGUGCGUCAUUUGGGCGUUUAUUGGUGGAUCAGUAACACAGUAAACCAACCAGAUUCAAUAAUAAUGGUCGCUUUGAACGAGGGAA